AUGUUUGCAGUUCGGAGCGGCGGCCACAACUCGAACCCCGGUUUUGCCAGCGUUGGAGAUUCUGGAGUCUUGUUGGAUUUAGGGUCUCUCAAUCAGAUCACCUUAUCCAAAGACAAGGACUUUGUCUCUCUGGGCCCUCGAGCGAAGUGGGACCAGGUCUACGGUGAGUUGGAGAAGAACAAAUUGACGGUUGUUGGCGGUCGAGUGGUUGGAGUAGGGGUUGGCGGACUUAUUAUUGGCGGAGGGAUGUCGCAUUUCUCGAAUGCCUGGGGUAUGGUCUGCGAUCAUGUCAAGAACAUGGAGGUUGUUCUGGCCAACUCAAGAAUCGUACAAGCAAAUGAAAAUGAGAACUCAGAUCUCUUCCGCGCUCUGAAGGGUGGGGGAGCAAACUUUGGAAUUGUGACCAGAUUCGAUCUCUACACGAAUCCAGAGUAUCAAGUGUGGUACUCAACCAAGAUGUACAGCGUGGAGGAUAAAGAUCGGGUCGUAAAGGCGGCUAUCGAGGUCCAGCAGGCCAUGGACGAGGACGACCGUAUAGGUUUCUAUUUAACUGUCGGUACAGAGUUUUUUUGUGGCUGGCAUGUUGUACAAGGGACGGAGUUUCCGGCAGUGUUUCAUGCCUUUGAUGGUAUAAAACCAAUGGCAGUUCCAGUGCCUGAAACUGUCGGCACCCAAUAA
Messenger RNA from Rhinocladiella mackenziei CBS 650.93, 678 nucleotides. RefSeq lists its product as uncharacterized. NCBI's taxonomy places the organism in Eukaryota, Fungi, Ascomycota, Eurotiomycetes, Chaetothyriales, Herpotrichiellaceae. Gene Ontology annotation, molecular function: FAD binding. The transcript is spliced from 4 exons. The record is from RefSeq and is a predicted model, not a curated record. Bases 1 to 678 code for a protein of 225 amino acids.